Molecule: messenger RNA, 5824 nt
Organism: Pelobates fuscus (common spadefoot toad)
Lineage: Eukaryota; Metazoa; Chordata; Amphibia; Anura; Pelobatidae
Gene: MRC2
Product: mannose receptor C type 2
Exons: 30
Coding region: 111-4526 (1471 amino acids)
Molecular function (GO): signaling receptor activity
Source: RefSeq, a predicted model, not a curated record
UUUUUUCCAGCUGCCCUCUAUCCCCUCCCCUUGAUGGCUUCUCCUCCUCCUCCAGCUCCCUUUCCUCUCCCCACCAUCUCCUGCAGACAGUCCUGGAGGGCAGUAAUAGAAUGCAUUGCUGUAACAGGCAUCUAGCGGUCUCCCAGCUCAGCCUCCUGGUACAAUGGAUCAUCCUGGCCUUUACAAGUGACUGGCACCUUGGCAGUGCCAAUGCAGAUGUAGUUCCAUUUCUGAUCUUCAAUUCAGAGUUGUCUUCAUGCCUGGUGGCGAAAGAGUCUUCCGUUCACAUGAUUGGGCCAUGUAACGUAAAUUCCCCUGAUCAGCAAUGGCUAUGGGUCUCCCGUCGUCGACUUUUCAACGUGGGCACACUGAAGUGUUUGUUGACUCCGUACCCCAGCAACAGCACUGAGUCUGCUCUCUCCGUCUUCCAGUGUGACCAUGAAAACUUCUAUUCUAUUCGACGCUGUGAAUCACAGCUGGAACAGCUCACCAAUAGUAUUAGGCUACAGAUAAACAAUGGCACAGGCUCGCUGCGGCCUCCGGCAAAGGUUGGCAGCCAAUGGUCGGUUUAUGGAACCAACAGGAGCAUCUGCACUGAAGCCUUUUACGAUAUUUACACCAUCCAAGGCAACUCGAAUGGCCGUCCUUGUGCAAUCCCAUUUAAAUACGACAACCAGUGGUUCUACAGCUGCACGAGCACUGGUCGAGAAGAUGGACAUCUCUGGUGUGCCACCACAGUGGACUACGGCAAAGAUGAAAAGUGGGGCUUUUGCCCAGUAAAAAAUGAUGACUGUGAGGCAUUCUGGGACAAAGAUCCACUAACCCUCAGCUGUUACCAGUUCAAUUUCCAGUCCGCUCUAUCAUGGAGUGAAGCUUGGACCAGCUGCCGGCAACAGGAUGCGCACCUUCUCAGCAUCAAUGAGAUCUACGAGCAGACCUAUAUAAACGGCCUUCUGACUGGGUACAGCUCCACUCUGUGGAUGGGACUCAAUGACUUGGACACCAACGGAGGAUGGCAGUGGUCAGACGGUUCACCAUUAAAAUUCUUAAACUGGGAGAUUGAACAUCCAAGUAACUCCAAUGAAGAGAACUGUGCUGUGAUUCGGACCGAAUCCUCCGGGGCCUGGCAGAAUCGGGACUGUAGCAAUGCUUUACCCUACGUUUGUAAAAAGAUCUCCGCAUCCCACCGGGGCAUUCCAGCCAUAGAGCCUGUGGAACCUGACGUGGUGAUACAAUGUCCCACUGGCUGGCAGAGUUAUGGAACAAACUGUUAUAGACUUAAUAUUGAGAAGAAGAGUUGGCAAGACGCAAGAAAGGCAUGCGUCCGACUAGAUGGAAACCUAGCCAGCAUCCACACACUCCUGGAGCUAGAGUUUGUCACGAAACAAAUCAAACAAGAAGUAGAGGAACUGUGGAUUGGACUGAAUGAUCUCAAGCGUCAGAUGAACUUUGAGUGGACGGAUGGAAGUGCUGUCACCUUCACAUCUUGGCAUCCCUUUGAACCAAACAACUUCCGUGACAGCAUGGAGGACUGUGUGACCAUCUGGGGACCGGAGGGGAAAUGGAAUGACAGCCCAUGUAAUCAGACCUUACCCUCCAUCUGCAAGAAGCCUGGAAUAUACGUUCAGCCGAGCACGGAGGACAGUCACGGAUGCCAGAAGGGGUGGAGCUGGCAUAGCCCAUCUUGCUAUUGGCUGGGUGAUGCACAAGUGACGUACAGUGAAGCAGUAAAAUUAUGCGCAGAUCGCUCGGCUAGAUUGGUGUCUGUGCAGGACAGGUUUGAGCAGGCCUAUGUUAACAGCCUUUUAUAUAGCUCGGAUGAGAGCUUCUACUGGACUUCCCUGCAGGAUAUGAACAGGACUGGCGUAUUCAGCUGGCUUUAUGGCGAUGAAGUAACAUACACCCACUGGAACAGAAACCAGCCGGGUUAUGAACGAGGGGGCUGUGUUGCUCUGGCUACUGGCAAAUCUCUUGGCCUUUGGGAAGUGAAAGACUGUUCGGAGUUCAGAGCAAAGUACAUUUGCGAGCAGAGUUUGGCCCCACUAAUUCCACUGAUCCCUGCUAUAAGGCCCACCCCAAGCUUCAAUGGAAGCUGUCCCGAUGGUUGGAGCACUUCUUCGAACCUGAGACACUGCUACAAGGUCUAUCACUCAGAAAAACUGCAAGAUAAAAAAACGUGGAUAUCAGCCCAGGUUUUGUGUCGCGAAAUUGGAGCUCAGCUUUUGAGUAUUUCCAGCACUGAAGAGGAGCAUUUUGUGUCCCAUAUACUGAAUAAAAUUUUUGGCGAAUCAGAUGCCGAUGUUCACGAGCAGCACUGGUUCUGGAUUGGACUAAACAGACGGAACCCUACUGGUGACCAGAGCUGGGUCUGGAGUGAUGGACAAGGGUAUUCUUACCACAACUUUGAUCGCAGUAACCAAGAUGAUGAUGACAUAAGGAGGUGUGUAGUGCUGGACCUGUCAUCCCUACAGUGGGUGGCCCAAGAAUGCGAGUCCCACAUGGAUUGGAUCUGCAAACUUCCAAAAGGCACCGAAAUAAAGGAACCUGAAGUAGCUAAAGGUAGCUCUGAGUGGGUAAAUUAUGAAAACUCGGAAUACAAGUUUUUCGAGCACCGCUCAACAUGGAUGCAGGCUCAGCGGAUCUGCACUUGGUUCCAAGCUGAACUGGUGUCCAUCCAUGACCAGGCAGAGUUGGACUUCCUUGGGAAGAAUCUACAGAAGUUUGCCCGGGGACAAGAACAGCACUGGUGGAUUGGGCUUCACACAUAUGAAAAUGACGGGAGAUUCAGGUGGUCAGAUGGCUCGGUGCUCAGUUUUGUGCACUGGGCAAAUGGCCGGCCUGGACGCCUGACCAGGGAAAAGAAAUGUGUCUAUAUGACGACUACUCGAGAGGAUUGGGGUGACCAAAAGUGCAUCACUGCUCUGCCAUACAUCUGCAAACGCAACAACGUCACAUAUCCACGCCCCACGCUACCUCCUCUGAUAAACUCAGUGGGUGGGUGUCCUAAGGGUUGGCUGCCAUUCCUUAACAAGUGCUUUGGAGUGAAAGCAUAUUUCAAAUUUGAACAAAAGACAUGGCAACAAGCCAGGGACUCGUGCAAACUGCUAGGAGGAGAAUUAGCCACCAUCAGCAAUUAUAUGGAACAAGCUUUUAUUACAUCCAUACUUCCUAACAUAACUGUCGACCUUUGGAUUGGUCUGCACAAUGCCCGACAAAAGUUCCAGUGGGUGGAAGGACAGCCAUUGAGUUAUGUGAACUGGGCACCCGGAGAGCCAUCCAGGGAGAGUGCUUCUAGCAGUAACGACAAUCCGAUUAGCUGUGCAGUCAUCUGGCACGGAACGCCAUCUCCGUUCACCGGCCGUUGGGACGACCGGAGCUGUUUGGAGAAACAAGGGUACAUCUGCCAAAACAGCAAAGUACCACUUCUGAGUCCACCCUCUGAACAAUUGCCCCCACUACCUGGCACCAAUUUGAAGUAUGGAAACAGCACGUACCUGAUCAUGCAGAAGCCAUUAUCCUGGUUAGACGCUCGUUUGAUGUGUGAGACCCGGAAUGCCACCCUUACCAGUGUCCCAGACCCCCCCCAGCAGGCGUACCUGACCAUGGCCAUCGGUUUACAGAAUACCCCUGUCUGGAUUGGAAUGUUCAACGAAGAAGGUGGGCGAGCUUACUCUUGGCUAACAGAAGAUGGAGUCUCCUACACCAACUGGAGGGACGGGGAGCCUCAGCAUCUGAGCGGCUGUGUUUACAUGGACUCAGAAGGGACAUGGGGUACAGCGAGCUGUGACAGCAAACUACAAGGAGCGAUUUGCAACUUUAACAGCACCUCCAUCAAAACACACAAGUGGAGUUUGAAUGGCAGCUGUCCCAAGUCAGUUGCCGACUCCUCGUGGAUUGCGUUCCGUGAUUACUGUUACUCCUUUCACAUGGAGGUCAGGGUGAGCCAAAAGGAUGCUGCCAAGAGAUGCCAGAAAGUUGGUGGAGAUGUCUUAACCAUACUGGAUGAGUCUGAGAACACAUUUGUUUGGGAACAUCUACAGACAUACGAGAGCCAAUCCAGAGGAGCGUGGCUGGGAAUGUCCUUCAAUGCCAAAGGAGCAUCUCUCUUAUGGAAUGAUAACAGCCCGGUCAACUACUCUAACUGGGGGCAGCAAGAUUCCGGUCCCAGCUUGCUGAGCCCCAAUUCCUGCUACUGGAUUCAGGGGACCAACGGAGUGUGGAGCCUCGGAUCUUGUACAAAUAUCAGCAUGGGAGUGAUCUGCAAACUGUCAAGAGAUCAAGAGACAGCGAUGUCAAAAUCUGUUCUUCCAGACCACGCCACAGCAGUAGCCGUGGUGGUUCUGUCUACAAUGGCCUUGUGUGUCCUGACUGCCAUCAUCAUCUUCCUUUACCGACGCAAGAAAUUCGAAGCAGAGCGUGGAGCGUUUGAGAGUGCCAGAUACAGCCGCACCAACACUGGUCCCGGGGGAUCAGCUGAAAAAAAUAUCCUGGUGUCAGAUAUGGAAAUGAACGAGCAGCAGGAGUAGUAGAGACAGGGACACCGAUAAAGAGGCACAAUACAAAAAAAAUUGAUGGGGAAGCACAUGGGGGGAGGGUGAAAGUUGUGACUUUAAAUGCCUCCAACAGAAGGAUGACCCGCGUGGUCUGUUAUGGCAGAGGGUGCAGGAUGCCCCUUGACAAAUAUGAAUUUUGUACCCAUUCAGUGUUAAAAGGGGGCUUCAAUGCAUUGCUGCGCAAUAUGUUUCAAGUCCUUCCAACGCCCAAAGAGAUUAAAUAAGUGAAAGCCAUCUCUUGUGGACUGCACCGAUCCCAACCACCAACAUUACCAUUAUCUGUUAGAAACCACAGGAUGGAACAUUCCCAGGAAGGAUGCAUUAUCGGGGCAUAGCAGAGCUCAAGCUGUGUUCAGUUCCCUGAAGAACCCCUUGUGGUCACACUCUCUUUUAUCUAUGCCUGAGCAGUUGGGGGUAUGGAUUAAGGGAAGGAUUAGGAGGAUUCUAUGAUCGGAUUAUCUACUAAACUCCCGUUUUAUUGAGAAAAAGAAUUGGCUUGGUUGACCAGUAAAUUUGCAUCUUAUCAUAACCCGUGUGUUCCCUUUCUCUCCCCACUGCUUCCUCCUGUAAGUGCCCCAUCCAAAACCUGGUAUCCAGUCUUUUUUCCGGUUGCCAACUCCUUCUUCUCAUUGCUAAAUGUAAUAACUAUUCUUUCUACUCUUGUAUCUAUACUCUCAAUUCUUCUCAUUCCUCCAGUCUUACAUUCUCUUUAUACUUAAGACCAAACCAGUCUAUCCUGGAGAAAAAUGAAGGACCAAAAAAAAAAAAAUCAACCUCCCUUGUGCAUUGAACAAAGGACCAAAAUAUUUCCCUCUGGGUUCACCAGAGCCCUUUUAAUCUUUCAGUGAUAUUACAUUCUAGAAAUAUGACGCUUCGGAAAAGUGUGAAGUUCAGUUUGAGGGUUGCGUGCACCUUCUAUUGUAUCUACAGUAGGUUUCUAUGUAUAUUUUUUACUUGUCUGGAAUUAUCCUUUGAAAUGAUUUAGAGUUUGCUCAGAUCUACAGGUUGAAAACUCACAUCUCCUUCGGGUCAUAGAUGGUCCAUCAAAAAAAAAAAAAAUGAAUCUCUUGCCUCUUUAGUACCUUGAAUACAAUACUCCAAGAGGCAUGUUCUGGAUCAAUGGAGCAAAUUGUCGAGGACUCAGUGACGGCACUCUGCGUGCUAACUUCAGGGGAGUUGGGAAUAAGCACUAUGUAUUUAUGUCUGUAUGUCUAUGUUGGGCAUAUAGGUAUAUUGAAAAGGCAAUAAACGCGAAAGCAAUCACACACAAA